Messenger RNA from Humulus lupulus (European hop), 1533 nucleotides. RefSeq lists its product as uncharacterized. The transcript has a single exon. Bases 1 to 1533 code for a protein of 510 amino acids. NCBI's taxonomy places the organism in Eukaryota, Viridiplantae, Streptophyta, Magnoliopsida, Rosales, Cannabaceae. The record is from RefSeq and is a predicted model, not a curated record.
AUGAGAAAGAGCGCCAAUGAGGCAUAUGACUUGUUGGAGGAAAUGGCCAUGAAUAAUCAGCAAUGGUCAAGUGAAAGAAGCUCUUCAAGGAAAGUGGCCGGUCUGUAUGAAGUGGAUGCAAUUUCGAAGUUGACUGCUCAAGUUGAGGUCUUGACUAAGCAAUUGCAAGGCAAUAUAAUAACAGCUCCAGUGCAACAGGCCCAGACUUUGUGUGAAGUAUGUGGGGGCCCUCAUGCCUAUGAACAGUGUCAGUAUGCUAAUGUAAACAACAUGCCCAUGGAGCAAGCUCAAGCUAUUGGGAAUUUUCCUCGACAGAGCAACAACAACCCUUAUUCCAAUUCCUUCAACCAAGGGUGGAGGAAUCAUCCCAAUUUUUCUUGGAAGAAUGAUCAGCAAGGUCAAUCUUCAAACCAACAACAGUCAUCCCAACAACAGCCACAGGGGUUCUUUCAGCCGAGAUUUAGGCCGCAGCAACAACCUCAACCGCCUACUCAUCAUCAACAACAACAAAAUUUUGGUGGAAAUUCUAAUGCUCAGUCAGAUGUGCUAAACCAAUUCAUGGCUGAAACUAGGUCUUCUAUUAGAAACCUAGAGACCCAAAUGGGACAAUUGGCUACUCUCAUGGCUAAUCGUGCCCAAGGUAACUUGCCUAGCACCACUGAAGUUAAUCCGAAGGAGAAUUGCAAGGCAAUCACGUUAAGAAGUGGGAAGAAUUAUGAGGGACCAAGUGAGAAGCAGUCAGUUGAAGAAGUGGGUCAGGAUCAACAGGCACAGGCACAAAAGGAAAAGAAGCACAGUGAGAAGAAGGCUACUGAAGGCAUACCAACAAAAAAAGCUUCGCCACCAAUUAGUAUUGAGCAUGACAUAAAGACUCCCUACCCCCAAAGGCUCCGUAAGAACAACAUGGACAAGCAGUUUACUAAAUUCUUGGAAGUAUUAAAGAAACUGCAUAUCAACAUUCCAUUUGCGGAGGCCUUAGAGAAAAUGCCGAGCUAUGUCAAGUUCAUGAAGGACAUCUUGUCCAAGAAGAGGAAGAUGGAGGACUUUGAAAUUGUGGCAUUUACAGAAGAGUGUAGGGCUAUACUGCAAAAGAAGCUCCCUCCUAAACUGAGAGAUCCUGGGAGUUUCAAAAUACCGUGCACUAUUGGGAGAAUUGAGGGAAUAAAUGCUCUUUGUGAUUUGGGGGCUAGUAUCAACCUGAUGCCAUUGUCAGUUUUCAAGAGAUUGCAACUUGGAGAAGCCAAGCCCACAACUGUAACUUUGCAACUAGCUGACCGUUCGUUGGCACAUCCAAGAGGGGUAAUUGAAGAUGUCCUUGUCAAAGUAGACAAGUUUAUUUUUCCUGUCGAUUUCAUAGUUCUUGACAUGGAAGAGGAUAGCAAUGUUCCCAUCAUCCUUGGGAGUCCCUUCUUGGCAACAGGCCAAGCACUUAUAGAUGUUCAGAUUGGUGAGUUGAAGUUGAGAGUGCAAGGGGAAGAAGUUGUAUUCAAUGUGCUCAAGGCCAUGACUUAUCCUGGAGCUAGUGAUAAUUGA